This is a messenger RNA of Priapulus caudatus, 824 nucleotides long. RefSeq names its product transcription initiation factor TFIID subunit 11-like. The record is from RefSeq and is a predicted model, not a curated record. The transcript is spliced from 6 exons. NCBI's taxonomy places the organism in Eukaryota, Metazoa, Priapulida, Priapulimorpha, Priapulimorphida, Priapulidae. Gene Ontology annotation, biological process: transcription initiation at RNA polymerase II promoter; RNA polymerase II preinitiation complex assembly. Gene Ontology annotation, molecular function: transcription coactivator activity; protein heterodimerization activity. Gene Ontology annotation, cellular component: transcription factor TFIID complex; nucleus. Bases 63 to 809 code for a protein of 248 amino acids.
UAUACGAUGAUCAUAAGCAGAGUUGUAAUGGGUCUAACAGAAGUAAAACGAACGCAAAGAAAAUGAGUGUGGCAGAGACUUCAACUGGCAUGGACAUGCCUGUCCUUCCCAGCCAGCCCGCGAGUGCCGGGCCGUCGAACGACAAGUCCCAGGAGUCGGACGCCGAGAAGAAGACGAGUCCUCCAAAAUCAACGAGCCAGAGUCCGCGACGGAUUUCCGCGAAGAAGAGAUCGGCGAGCGAGACGGAGGCCGGGAGCAACGACGCAGAUGCGGAGGCGUCCGAUUCCUCAGAGCCGCCCGCGAAAGCGAAGAAAGAGGAAGAGCAGGGCAAGGACGAAGGUACGGAGCUUCUCAUCAAGGAGCUUGACAUGGAGGGGGACGACGAGGACAACCGCGCAUCGGAUCCCGAGGGGAAGGCCGAGGAGAAGCUGAGGGAGGAGAAGCGGACGAAGAAGAAGAAAGAGGAGGAGAAGGAGCGGCAAAAGCUACAGGUUCUUGUGUCAUCCUUCACGGGGGAGCAGCUGAAUCGUUAUGAGAUGUAUCGGCGAGCGGCCUUCCCCCGAGCGGCCGUGAGACGGAUCAUGCAGUCACUUACAGGAGGCACCAUCGGUCAGAACGUCGUCAUAGCGAUGGCCGGAAUCGCCAAGGUCUUUGUCGGCGAAGUCGUGGAAGAGGCCCUCGACGUGACGGAGCAGUGGGGAGAGUCGGGCCCGCUGCAGCCGAAGCACAUACGCGAGGCGACGCGGAGGCUGCGCCAGAAGGGACUCAUACCGAACACCAAGUACAAGAAGCAGCUGUUCUUCCGAUAGCAAGCGUGGAGGAGG